AUGGCGAUUCAAAGUUUCAAAACACUCGUCAUCGCCGUGGGCGGGACCUUUCCCAAUCUCAAACAAGCGGACCUAAAAGCGCUGAUUGAAAAGAAUGGAGCGACAUUCAGUACCUCGGUCACGGACGAUUGUACUCAUCUGGUGACCACUGAGAAGGAUGUGGAGAAGCAGACUACCAAAUACAAACAAGCUUCUCAGGUCGCCAAUUGUCACAUUGUCCCACUUUCGUGGCUGCUUGAAUCAGACCAGGCCCAGAAGCCGUUGCCAGAGUCGAAGUAUUCCUUCGGGCAGGCUGAUCAGGCUGACCAGGCAGACGACGAUACACAGAAGACUGCAUACGCUAGCGCAUCUGUUCCUACAGAUAACAAGCGUACCUUAAGGAAGCGAGGUGUGGCUGCGGUUUCUGUUGAAAAUGACGCCGACAAAACGACAGUGGACACCAAGAAGAAUGGUGCAAAUGGCAAAGCUAAAUCCUCCGAGGAUAAGAAACCUGCAACCAAGAAACGAGGCGCGGAUGAAGAUCCUGUUAAGAAUGGUUCCAACAAAAAGAAAAAGGACACCCAAAAGACAACAACCAAGGCGAUUAAUAUCCCAAUUGACGAGGGCUUUGAGCAACUGGGUAAACUCAAGGACCCCAAAGUCUACAUUGACAGUAAAGGCCUCAUAUAUGAUGCCACCCUGAGCCAGACUGUGGCAGCCAACAAUGCCAACAAAUUCUAUCGUGUCCAGUUGUUAGUCGGUGCAAACUCAAAGUACUUUGCCUGGACGCGCUGGGGUCGAGUUGGGGAGCAUGGGCAGUCAGCCUGUCUCGGGACCGGUGAUUUGGCAGACGCGCUGCAGCAUUAUGAGAAGAAAUUCAAAGACAAGUCCGGCCUCAGAUGGGCGAAUCGGCUCAAUACUCCUAAGCACGGAAAGUACACUUUUCUUGAGCGCAACUAUGAAGAGGACGAUGAAGAGGACCAGCCCGUGAAAAAAGAGAAAACUAUUAAGGAAGAAGACGACACGCCAAUGGCCAAUAGCGCUUUAUCUAAAGGGCUUCAAAACCUCAUGUCUUUCAUCUUCAACAAACAAAACGUUCUCGACACAUUGGCCGCAAUGUCCUACGAUGCCCACAAACUGCCCCUGGGGAAGCUGAGCGACAGGACUUUGAAAAGCGGGUUUUUGGUCCUGAAAGAGAUAUCCGAGCUUAUGAUUACACCUAGCUUGGCACAAGCAAAACAUGGCGAACCAUAUGCCGAUGCCAUAGAGACGUUGAGCAAUCGAUAUUUCACCUUGAUUCCCCACGUCUUUGGCCGCCAUCGGCCCCCAACCUUGAACACAAACGCACAGAUCAAGAAGGAAAUCGAUUUGCUUGAGGCACUGACUGAUAUGGACGUUGCGAAUGAAAUCAUGGUAUCGUCCAAGGAAGACGAUGACACUCAUCCCCUAGAUCGCCAGUUCCAGAGUCUAGGUAUGCAGGAGAUGACCGAACUGGAUCACAAAUCAAGCGAGUUCAUCGAACUCGAGAACUACCUCCAGAACUCCCGCGGCGAGACACACGACAUGAGCUACAAGGUAGUCAACAUCUUCCGCAUUGAGCGGCAAGGUGAAAACAACCGUUUCAACGCCUCCCCCUUCGCGAACAUCCCAAACAGCGACCGCCGCCUCCUCUGGCACGGAUCCCGCAGUACAAACUUUGGUGGUAUUCUCAGCCAAGGUCUUCGCAUCGCACCGCCCGAAGCACCCGUCAAUGGAUACAUGUUCGGCAAGGGUGUGUAUCUAGCCGAUACAUCGAGCAAAUCCGCAAACUACUGUUGUCACCACAACAGUCGGGGGAUGGGAUUGCUUCUUCUCUGCGAUGCGGAACUCGGUGCGCCCAUGCUGGAGCUUGAACAUAGCGACUACAACGCUGGCGCGGUAGCGCACAAUGAGGGCAAGAUUGCGACGCUCGGCAAGGGAUCAUACAUUCCUGGUGGGUGGAAGGAUGCUGGAUGUUUGAGCCCGGCUUUGCAGGGUGUGACAAUGCCUAAUGUGAAUAUUGGCAUGGACCAGAUUCCUCAAAGUGGUCUGUACUACAAUGAGUACAUUGUGUAUGAUGUUGCGCAGAUCCGACAGCGGUAUCUGUUCCAGGUCAAGAUGAACUAA
This is a messenger RNA of Penicillium expansum, 2124 nucleotides long. RefSeq names its product putative poly(ADP)-ribose polymerase PARP. The record is from RefSeq and is a predicted model, not a curated record. Lineage: Eukaryota; Fungi; Ascomycota; Eurotiomycetes; Eurotiales; Aspergillaceae. The transcript has 5 exons. The coding region runs from base 1 to 2124 and encodes 707 amino acids. Gene Ontology annotation, molecular function: NAD+ poly-ADP-ribosyltransferase activity.